AAUUAAGCCCUUCUUUUAACAAAUGAAUGAAAUUAAGCCCUUCUUUUAACAAAUGAUUUUUCUUUACGGAUUUCCAUCAAUUUCUCAGUAGGAACCUCUCCGUCCCUUCUUCUGCUCAAAAAAUCCCUAAGCCAAAAAAAGCUAGGGUUUUCGAUUUUUAGGGUUAGGGUUUCUUCAACCCAACAAUGGCUACUUCCAGCCUCAAACGAAAGCGCGACGAUCUCCCGUCACCACCGCCGCCCUCUCAACCUCAAUCCAACGGCGCUCCCGCCUUCGACCUCUCUCUCCUCGAGGCCGUCGAGCAAUCCCAAACCUCCGGCGUCGAGGUCCUCGACCUCAAAACCCUAAAGAAGAUCGUCCUUUCCUUCGAGCGCCGCCUUAGGGACAACCUUGAGGCCCGCAUGAAGUACCCCGACAACCCCGAGAAGUUCGCCGACUCCGAGGUCGAGCUCCACGACGAGAUCCAGAAGCUCAAGAUCCUCGCCGGCGGCCCCGAUCUCUACCCUGAUCUCGUCGCCCUCAACACCGUCCCAUCCAUUGUAGGCCUCCUUGGGCACGACAACACGGACAUCGCCAUGGACGUCGUCUCGCUCCUUGUCGAUCUCACGGACGAGGACGUUCUUGAAGAUAACGAUGAGCCAGCGAAGGUCUUGGUUGAUGCGCUGGUGGAGAAUAAUGCACUUGAGUUGCUUGUGCAAAAUAUUGGGAGGUUAUCAGAGUCGGAUCCUGAUGAGGCUGCGGCUAUUUAUAAUACACUGUCCACUAUUGAGAACAUGAUUGAAGUAAAGCCGGCGGUGGCUGAGUUGGUCUGUGAGAGGACUAAGUUGUUAAGGUGGCUUCUUGGUCGGAUUAAAGUUCGGGAAUUUGAUGGGAAUAAGCAAUAUGCUUCUGAGAUUUUAGCUAUUUUGUUGCAGACGAGUACUGCAAAUCAAAAGAGAUUGGGGCAGAUGAAUGGGGUUGAUGGGGUUCUUCAAGCUGUCGCGAUGUAUAAGUCUAGGGAUCCGAAGAGUGCGGACGAGGAGGAGAUGUUGGAGAACUUGUUUGACUGUUUGUGCUGUUUGUUGAUGCCUAUGGAGAAUAAGGAGAGGUUUAUGAAGUCGGAAGGGGUUGAGCUGAUGAUUAUUAUUAUGAAGCAGAAGAAGUCGGCUUAUGGAUCAGCCAUUAGAGCAUUGGAUUUUGCGAUGACCAAGUAUCCACCAGCGUGUGAGAGGUUUGUUGAUGUGUUGGGGUUGAAGACUGCAUUUGCAGCUUUCAUGGGUAAGAUUCCUGUGAGCAAGAAAAAUAAGAAAGAGAGCUACCAAGAAGAGUUAGAAGAGCGUUUAAUCUCGUUGAUUGCAUCAUUAUUUGGUGGCAUCACAAGGGGCACAAGAAGGGAGAGAUUGUUAAGCAAAUUUGUAGAAAAUGAAUGUGAAAAGAUAGACAGGCUUAUGGAACUAUAUAUGAGAUAUUCUGACCGAGUUAAAGCUGAGGCUGUACGGCUAGAAAAGCUUGAAUUGGAUGAUCUCGAGAUGGAUGAGGAGGAGCGUUACAAUCGGAAACUGGAAGCUGGCCUGUACACUCUUCAAUUGAUUGCUGUUAUUCUGGGCCAUUUAUGGUCGUCUGAGCAUCCAGGGAUGAGAUCACGAAUAGAACUAUUACUCAGACAACAGAAACUGACAAAGAAGCAUGUUAAGGAUAUACUUCAGGAAUAUCAUGAUAACAUUGGAGACAUCGAUGGCCCGGAGGAGAAGGAACGAGCACAAACAAAAAUCCAGAAAUUCAUCGAUUUAUUUUGAGAUCAGCAGUUUUCUUUUCCUUUCCUUUUACUAUCUACUUGCAAUAGGUUUUUUUGACGACCGCUGCAGAAGCAGAGCCUCAAACUCAUAGCCUUUCUGUUAUUUGUAUUAUCUUCAUUUAUGUUUACAGAGACUAUAAAAUUGUGGCCUGCUAUGCUUGUCUGGGGACAUGUCAUCUGAUGUAGCAUCUGAACAGUUCAUCAUCAUGCCUUUAUGUUAGAUUGGUGGCAGUUAUUUGCAUCAUUGAAUGUGUCGUAUUAACUUUUCUUU
Messenger RNA from Asparagus officinalis (garden asparagus), 2045 nucleotides. Its product is annotated as beta-catenin-like protein 1. The transcript is spliced from 8 exons. NCBI's taxonomy places the organism in Eukaryota, Viridiplantae, Streptophyta, Magnoliopsida, Asparagales, Asparagaceae. Gene Ontology annotation, cellular component: spliceosomal complex. Bases 186 to 1775 code for a protein of 529 amino acids. The record is from RefSeq and is a predicted model, not a curated record.